AUGUCAUGUGCUUCUUCACUGAGUUCAACUUAUGGAGAUGAGGAAGGAGCAGGCAAUCAGGAUGACGAAGAUCUCGAUUUUUAUGCAAUUUUAAAUGUAGCAAAAGAUGCAACAGUGGAUGAAAUUAAUAAAUCGUAUCGACAGAAGUGUUUGAUAUUCCAUCCAGACCGACAUCCUGAUCUUGCUGAAAAAAAGGAAGCAGAGAAUUUUUUCUUGAAAUUACGGAAAGCAUACGAAACGCUUUCCGAUCCCAAACUGAGAACAAUUUAUGAUACGGUUGGACAGCAAGGACUUGAAUUGCAUGGUUGGGAACUCAUUCCUAAAUCAGACAAUGCCGAGAACAUUAGACGCGAAUAUGAGUUUCUUAAACGUUUACGAGAAACAGAAAUAAUGCUACAACGGGUUCAUCCUUCCAGCUUAUUUGUCUGCAAAACAUCCUUAACGGGAGUUUUUGCUGCUAAUCCUGAACUAAGAUGUCCUCCGCAAGUAACUGGUAUGUCUUUGUCCCAGAAUGUCGAAUGUGCUAUGACAGCAAAAGAUAAAGUGGGUUUAAAUGGACGUGUUAAGAUGAAUAAUGGUAAAGGUGAUGGAGCGUUUAUGUUGCAUUGGAAAAGAGUGAUCUCAUCAUCAUGUCUGCUUGAGUUCAGUACAACUUUUGCACCAGAUUCGAUAUUGCUGGGGUGCAAAUACGCCAAAAGUAUAUACUUGAAAAAUGCAAUUGUGAUACAGCCUUCAGUGCAGUAUUUUCCACUUUAUUCAGCUAUCAACCCCGGCUGCACUUUUAUUUUGUCUAGGAAUCUGCACCCAUGCUGGCAAGGCUCUGUAAUAUAUCACUGUGGAUUGCAAUCCUACUUAACAACAUCUCUGAUCCAUACCGAAUUGAAUAUGCCGAAGUUCUUUAUUAAUUUGACAAUAUCACCAGCAAACUCAAAUGUUCGAAUAGUCUAUACGAAGCGGAGUGUAGAACAGGACUCGUUUACUGAAACCUCAUGCAUAUUUUCAUUAAUGGGUAUUAUGCCAGCAGUUGCAUUUGAAAGACGUUUAUCAAGAUAUUCUCGAAUAGGAUGUAAUCUGUCAUUUGCUUUCCCUUCUUGUCUUUUGCAAGCUAAAUUUAGGUUGAAAACGGGUGCUUCAGUUUACGAUUAUCAGUUUCUCUUAUGCGACAGUGAAGAAGAUUUAGCACGUUCAACUUUAUAUGGCGUUAUUGCACCGAUUGCAGCGUUUUACUUACUGAAAGGAGUUUUUCGACACGUGUACGAACGUUUCAUGUCAUUGUUUGAGGAUCACUCAGAGGAGCGGCAGGUAGAUGCUAUCAAACGUGAAGAAGCAAGCAAUGUCGUAGAUCUGAUGAGACGUACAGCAGAACGAAUAGCGAAAGAAGAAGAACAGAAGCAUGGUUUAAUCAUUGUUGAAGCGAAAUAUGGUCAAAUGGUUGGAGAAGGCCAUAAUGCAUUAUCAUAUCCGCUAUUAGGCGAUCGGAUUGUCGAUGUAACAAUACCAUUACAGGCUAUGGUUAAUGAUUCACAGUUGAGGAUAUACUCCGGAAAAAGUCAGUUACCGGGGUUUUAUGAUCCUUGUCCAACAGAAUCGAAAAUGCUACGAAUCGUUUACAAAUAUCGAGAUCGAAUGCACUCCGUGUCAGUGCCGGAUGAAGUUGCUUUGCACAUACCAAUGAUGUGUUAG
This is a messenger RNA of Acanthocheilonema viteae, 1683 nucleotides long. The record is from the annotation of a GenBank genome assembly. Lineage: Eukaryota; Metazoa; Nematoda; Chromadorea; Rhabditida; Onchocercidae.